Molecule: messenger RNA, 1035 nt
Organism: Fragaria vesca subsp. vesca
Lineage: Eukaryota; Viridiplantae; Streptophyta; Magnoliopsida; Rosales; Rosaceae
Exons: 1
Coding region: 1-1035 (344 amino acids)
Source: RefSeq, a predicted model, not a curated record
AUGGAGGAUCUUUGCAACCACGAUAGUUUUUGGAGGCAAAAAGUAGAUGCCACUAGGAAAAUGGGAUUGCUUCCCGAACAGAAGAUGACAGGAGCCUUGAGAAUGCUUGCAUACGAUGCAGCCGCUAAUCAAUGUGACGAAAUCACUAGGAUGGGAACUUCUACGGCGCUGAAAUGUCUAAAGAAAUUUUGCAGGCAAAUUGAGCUUCUCUACGGUGGGUGGUUUCUGCGUUCUCCUAAUCCUGCUGACUUAUAUAGGCUUCUCAACAGAGGACACCGUCGCGGGUUUCCAGGCAUGAUUGGAAGCAUCGAUUGCAUACACUGGGAGUGGAAGAAUUGCCCAACCGGCUGGGCUGGAGCUUACUCGGGUCGGAAGGGAAGACCAACUAUAAUUCUAGAAGCAAUGGCAUCUCACGACACACAUGUAUGGCAUGCUUUCUUUGGCACCCCUGGAGCUCAAAAUGACCUCAACGUUCUUGGUGCUUCCAAUGUGUUCGAGCGUGUCAUAGGUGGAAUUGCACCUUUGGUUGAGUUUGAUGUCAACAACAAAAGGUACACCAAUGGUUACUACCUUGCUGAUGGAAUAUACCCGAGGUGGUCCACUUUUGUGAAAACAAUAUCGAACCCCAGAACAGAAGAGGAGAAACACUUUUGCAAAAAACAAGAGGCUUACCGCAAAGAUGUGGAACGGUGUUUCUGUAUCCUCCAAUCUCGAUGGGCUAUACUGCGUCACGGUGCAAGGUUGUUUAAAUUAGAAGAUCUUCGAGCCAUCAUGAUAAGCUGUAUCAUUCUUCAUAACAUGAUUGUGCAGGAUGAAUUUGUCGAGGAAGAAUUUGUGGAGCCUAUAGAAAAUGAUCUAAUGAAUCCAUCUAUGGCAACUGUCUACGAUCGACCUGUGCAUCCCGAUACUGGAGAACCUAUUCAAUUCGAACCAGUAGGAAGAGACGGACAAAAUCUUCCUCGAUUCAUGGAUCGAGAAUUUCAGGUAGAGUCUUUGGUGAUGCACAAUUGGAACAUAGAUGGUAACCGAGUAUGA